Molecule: messenger RNA, 1713 nt
Organism: Acanthosepion pharaonis
Lineage: Eukaryota; Metazoa; Mollusca; Cephalopoda; Sepiida; Sepiidae
Source: the annotation of a GenBank genome assembly
AUGUUCCUUUUAUGUAGAUUCUUUCAACAAGGAAGUACUUUCAACUGUCUAUCCAUAUCUAUCCAUAUUGUUUUGUCCAUAUCUCACUCUCUCUAUCAUGGUUUUCCAUAUAUCUCUCUCUAUCUCGGUCUGUCUCUCUCUCUCUCUAUCUAUCUUGGUCUGCCUCUACCUAUCUAUCUAUCUAUCUAUCUCGGUCUGUCUCUACCUAUCUAUCUAUCUAUCUCGGUCUGUCUCUAUCUAUCUGUCUAUCUCGGACUGUCUCUACUUAUCUAUCUGUCUAUCUAUCUAUCUAUCUCGGUCUGUCUCUACCUAUCUAUCUAUCUCGGUCUGUCUCUAUCUAUCUGUCUAUCUAUCUAUCUAUCUCGGUCUGUCUCUACCUAUCUGUCUAUCUCGGUCUGUCUCUACCUAUCUGUCUAUAUCGGUCUGUCUCUAUCUAUCUGUCUAUCUAUCUAUCUAUCUCGGUCUGUCUCUACCUAUAUAUCUAUCUCGGUCUGUCUCUAUCUAUCUGUCUAUCUCGGUCUGUCUCUAUCUAUCUGUCUAUCUAUCUCGGUCUGUCACUACCUAUCUGUCUAUCUAUCUAUCUAUCUCUCUAUCUAUCUAUCUAUCUUGGUCUGUCUCUACCUAUCUAUCUAUCUAUCUUGGUCUGUCUCUACCUAUCUAUCUAUCUCGGUCUGUCUCUAUCUAUCUAUCUAUCUAUCUAUCUAUCUCAGUCUGUCUCUAUCUAUCUAUCUAUCUAUCUCGGUCAGUCUCUAUCAAUCUAUCUAUUUCAGUCUGUCUCUAUCUAUCUAUCUAUCUAUCUAUCUAUCUAUCUCUCUAUCUGUCUGUCUCAGUCUGUCUCUAUCUCAGUCUAUCUGUCUAUCACAGUCUGUCUCUUUCUAUCUACCUAUCUAUCUAUCUCGGUCUGUCUCUAUCUAUCUAACUAUCUAUCUCGGUCUGUCACUACCUAUCUAUCUAUCUAGGACUGUCUAUAUCUAUCUCUCUAUCUAUCUUGGUCUGUCUCUAUCUAUCUAUCUAUCUCAGUCUGCCUCUAUCUAUCUAUCUAUCUAUCUAUCACAGUCUAUCUGUCUAUCUACCACAGUCUGUCUCUAUCUAUCUAUCUAUCUAUCUAUCACAGUCUGUCUCUAUCUAUCUGUCUAUCUAUCUAUCUAUCUCGGUCUGUCUCUAUCUAUCUAUCUCGGUCUGUCUCUACAUAUCUAUCUAUCCAUCUAUCUAUCUCGGACUGUCUCUAUCUAUCUAUCCAUCUAUCUUGGUCUGACUAUCUAUCUAUCUAUCUAUCUCAGUCUCUAUCUAUCUAUCUAUAUCAGUCUCUAUCGAUCUAUCUCUCUCAGUCUCUAUCGAUCUAUCUAUCUAUCGGUCUGUCUCUACCUAUCUAUCUAUCUAUCUCUCUCCGUCUGUCUCUACCUAUCUAUCUAUCUCUCUCGGUCUGUCUCUAUCUAUCUCUCUCUCUCGGUCUGUCUCUAUCUAUCUCUCUCGGUCUGUCUCUAUCUAUCUAUCUAUCUGUCCUUAUCUCUUUAUAUUGGCCUGUCCCUAUCUGUCUGUCUAUCAAUCUUGGUCUGUCCUUAUCUGUCUAUCUACCUAUUUCGGUCUCUAUCUAUCUCCCUAUCUAAAAAAAGUUUUCAUAUAAUUACACAUUUACGACCGAAUUUACCAAUACUAUCUAUGCAUCUAUCUAUCUAUCUAUCUAUCUAUCUAUGCAUUUAUCUAUCUAUCUAG